Messenger RNA from Talaromyces atroroseus, 3498 nucleotides. RefSeq lists its product as hypothetical. Gene Ontology annotation, cellular component: nucleus. The transcript has 3 exons. Gene Ontology annotation, biological process: transcription-coupled nucleotide-excision repair. The record is from RefSeq and is a predicted model, not a curated record. NCBI's taxonomy places the organism in Eukaryota, Fungi, Ascomycota, Eurotiomycetes, Eurotiales, Trichocomaceae. Gene Ontology annotation, molecular function: ATP-dependent chromatin remodeler activity; ATP binding. The coding region runs from base 1 to 3498 and encodes 1165 amino acids.
AUGCAGUCUGAGCCAUCGCAUAACUCAGAAACAACGGUAGACCCGCCAUUGACUGAUGAGACUGCGAAGCUUCGCGAACUCCAGACAAAUGUCCGAAAUCAGGAUGAACUGGAACGAGAACUCGGCCGUCAGGCUGAUCAGUUGCUUCUUGAGCAAGCCGACGAACGAGAUCAGAAGAGAAUUGACCGUACAACAAAGGAAAAGCUAAAAAUUGAAGAGCAGAUUUUGAAGCUCUAUCAUCGUUUGGAACAGCGCGCGGGUCCAUCUCAGAGAGUACGCAUUGAAUCCGAGAUCGCCAAGGCGCAGGAUCAUCUAUCGUCACUUGAAAACGACUUGAAGGAAAUAAAAGAACGUAUUGACGAGCGCCAUGACAAACAAAAUGACGUCUCGAAAGUUGAUUCUGGACGAUUACCCAAUGAAUCCAGAAGAGAAUAUCUCAUACGGACGGGAAAAAUCACACCAUUCUCAAAAAUGGGAACUGGCCCUAAAGAGGGCCCAUUAGCGAGUUUGCACGACGCUCUCAUUGAUGCUGAAGAUGAGCGUGACGAAGCCGAAGCUUUACAGAACGCCUCCAACAGAGCUGCAGUAUCCCAUCGUGAGUUACGGGUUCCGGGCAUCAACAUUAGUGAUGUCAGCGAGAUAACUUCAGACGACGUCUUUGAGCCAGGCCCGUCGCGGAAAAGGAGACGGGUUACCCAGAGACACCAUCGAGAACGCAUUAAAAAAUCUCCAAAAGUCAAGGCCGAAGAUGAUGAUAGUUAUGUCGAAAGUGAAGGAAAUGUCUCGUCCUCUACGGAUGAGUUUGACCCGACACCUGGAGAGGCUCGCAAGGAAAUCUCCAGGAGGGUCCAUAGAGAUGAUGUAGAGGAUCUUCGAGGGCUCGACGAUGGUAACGAGGACUUCUACCAAGCCCGACUAAAGCGCUGGGUUCGUCGACGAGCUGCUGCCCGCAAGCGAGUUGACAAUACAGGGGCCAAUGUGAACCUUUUUGAACAAGAUACAGAUCAUACAAGUAGAGAAGAACCUACAGAAGAAUGGCUUCUGCCUCAUCCUACUAUCCCCGAUGCCGAGUAUGACGGCGGGUAUCGUAUACCCGGCGAUAUCUUCCCUGUUCUUUUUGAUUAUCAAAAGACUGGCGUUCAAUGGCUCUGGGAACUCUACCAGCAGCAAGUUGGGGGUAUAAUUGGGGAUGAGAUGGGUCUGGGAAAAACUAUUCAGGUCAUAUCUUUCCUGGCGGGUCUCCACCACAGUGGAAAGUUGAGUAAUCCGGUGAUUGUGGUUGCUCCUGCGACUGUUAUGAAACAGUGGGUUACUGAAUUUCAUCGGUGGUGGCCUCCUUUCAGAGUUUCUAUUUUGCAUACCUCUGGGAGUGGCAUGAUCAAUGUUCGGAGUGAAAGUAAUCGCGAGAAUGCUCUAAACAAUGAGAUGUGGGAUCCUAGUCGACCAUACACUAUGUCAAAGGCCCAGAAAGUGGCUAAGAAAAUUGUGCAGCGAGUAGUCGAAGAAGGCCAUGUGCUAGUUACUACUUACUCUGGAUUGCAAACCUAUGCACCUGUUUUGAUUCCUGUGGACUGGGACUGCGCUGUUCUGGAUGAGGGACACAAAAUUCGCAACCCCAAUACUUCAAUCACCAUUCAUUGCAAGGAAUUGCGUACCCCGAACCGUCUUAUUCUGUCUGGUACACCAAUGCAAAAUAACUUGUCUGAGCUGUGGUCACUCUUUGAUUUCGUUUUCCCCAUGCGCCUGGGAACUUUAGUCGAUUUUCGAAAUCAAUUUGAAUUUCCCAUUCGCCAGGGGGGAUAUGCAAAUGCAAGUAAUCUUCAGGUCCAGACAGCAGCGCGCUGUGCUGAGACUUUGAAGGAUGCCAUCAGUCCCUAUCUUCUACAGCGGUUCAAAGUCGACGUUGCCUCGGAUCUACCGAAGAAGAGUGAACAGGUUCUCUUCUGCAAGCUUUCUCCGCUCCAACGAAAGGCUUACGAGCAGUUCUUGAAUUCGCAGGAAUGCAAUUCUAUUCUUGCCGGACGGAGACAGGUCCUCUACGGUGUUGAUAUGCUACGCAAGAUUUGUAAUCAUCCCGACCUCGUUACCCACAAGCUGUUUUCGACAUCAACUGGGUAUGGUGACGCCUCAAAAUCCGGAAAGAUGCAAGUAGUAAAAGCUUUACUAGAGCUGUGGAAGGACACUGGCCAUAAGACACUAUUAUUUGCACAGCACCGAAUUAUGCUUAACAUUCUUGAAAAGUUUAUUAGAGCUUUGCCAGGGUUCAAUUACCGGAGGAUGGAUGGCGAGACUCCGAUUUCACGGCGCCAACUCCUUGUUGACGAAUUCAAUAAUUCGCCUCAAAUUCACGUCUUCUUGCUCACAACCAAGGUUGGGGGCCUCGGCGUGAAUUUGACCGGCGCGGAUCGGGUUAUUAUUUACGACCCAGAUUGGAAUCCAUCAACUGAUAUGCAAGCUCGCGAAAGAGCAUGGAGGCUUGGUCAAAAACGAGAAGUAACUAUUUACCGCUUGAUGACUGCCGGUACGAUUGAGGAGAAGAUCUACCAUCGUCAAAUAUUUAAACAAUUCUUAACCAACAAGGUCCUGAAAGACCCAAAGCAGCGACAGACAUUUGAGAUGAGCAAUCUCCACGAUCUCUUUUCUCUGGGCGAAGAAGGUCAAACUGAAACUAGCAGUCUCUUCAAGUCAGAGGUUACCUAUCAGGAACGUGAAAAUUCUAAAAUCAAAGCUGGAACAAAGAAUGCCAAUUCUCCAGAUCUGCAUGAUGACGGACGAGAAAUUCAAAUGGUUGAGGGAGUCACAGCCGUGGAACAUUUCCACGAUGAAGCCGAAGAAGCCUCAGACCAGGGCCAGGGAGCGAACGCGCCGGGUGCUUCGAAUUCCGAAGCACGUUUGAUGGAGACUAUAUUUGCACAGUCGGGGGUUCACUCUGCUGUCGAGCAUGACCGGAUUGUAAACGGAAAGAAGAUUAUUGCACCAGACAGGGGUAUCAUUGAAGCUGAGGCCAAGCGUCUAGCAGCUGAGGCAGCAGAAAAGCUUCGCAAAGCCGAGGAGACCGCACGAUCCGUACCUGUAGGAACGCCGACGUGGACCGGCCAAUUCGGCGUAGCUGGGAGGCCGGAAGAGAGACCUCGGUCUACCUUUGGAGGGGCAGCCAGUACAGCGCGAGGGGCCGCUAGCGGUCCUUCGUCUGCUAGUAUACUCGCAAACCUCGCUAACCGUACUGCUAGUCGCACCAGCAGUCCUCGAGAUAGCCCGGCUCCUGGUGGUCGCGUUGACUUUAUGUCGAUGAUUCGAGAUUAUAUGAUAGCCCAAGGUGGUUCCGUUUACACUCAAAUGCUGAUUGACCACUUCAAUCGAUUUUGCACUACGCCUCAGCGGUCAGCCGAGUUCAAGGAGAUUCUCAAGAAAGUGGCUGUUCUAGAGAAAGGCGGACGCAACGGGAGGGGGAAAUGGUCAUUGAAGAAAGAAUAUGCGAAGAGAAUAAUUGUUGAGUAG